Labeo rohita (rohu) is the source of this 2978-nucleotide messenger RNA. It is a transcript of the gene dbr1, whose product is annotated as debranching RNA lariats 1. NCBI's taxonomy places the organism in Eukaryota, Metazoa, Chordata, Actinopteri, Cypriniformes, Cyprinidae. The record is from RefSeq and is a predicted model, not a curated record. Gene Ontology annotation, molecular function: RNA lariat debranching enzyme activity. Gene Ontology annotation, biological process: mRNA splicing, via spliceosome. The transcript has 8 exons. Gene Ontology annotation, cellular component: nucleus. The coding region runs from base 153 to 1859 and encodes 568 amino acids.
CGUUCUGCGCAUGUGCAUAGUAGCAUGUGAGCACAGGGAGGCAAAAACGGCUGCUGGAAAAAUAUGGCAAAAAUGUAAAGGUUGGCCAUCUGUGUGAUGGAUAACGCGUUUUGUCGUCUUUGAGCGUAAGGCUGUAGAUUAGAGAUAUAAGGAUGAAGGUGGCAGUAGAAGGCUGUUGUCAUGGAGAGCUGGAUAAGAUCUACGAGAGCAUCAGUUACCUGGAGAAUAAAGAAGGAGUGAAGGUGGAUCUGCUGCUCUGCUGCGGAGACUUCCAGGCUGUCAGAAAUGAAGGCGACAUGAAGUGUAUGGCAGUGCCUGCCAAAUACAGACACAUGCAAACUUUCUACAAGUACUACACUGGUGAGAAAAAGGCUCCUGUCCUGACGAUUUUCAUUGGUGGAAACCAUGAGGCAUCAAACCAUCUGCAGGAGCUUCCAUAUGGAGGCUGGGUGGCCCCCAACAUCUAUUACCUAGGUUAUGCUGGUGUUGUACGCUUUAAAGGUGUACGGAUCGGCGGUCUUUCGGGGAUAUUUAAAUCCCACGAUUACAAGAAAGGACACUUUGAGUUCCCGCCAUACAGCCCGGAAACCUUGCGCAGCGUGUACCACAUAAGGAACAUUGAUGUCUUCAAGCUUAAACAGAUCAAGAUGCCAAUAGACAUCUUCAUGACGCACGAUUGGCCAAGAGGCAUUUAUCACUACGGUAACACAAACCAGCUUCUCCGCAAGAAGAAGUUUCUCAGACAGGAAGUGGAGAGCGGUAUCUUGGGCAACCCUGCUGCUGCAGAGCUUUUAGACCACUUGCAGCCGAACUACUGGUUUUCAGCUCACCUCCAUGUGAAGUUUGCUGCAAUGAUGCAGCACAAGGCUAAGAAUAAUGCUGCCCCAAAGAUCACCAAGUUUCUCUCACUUGACAAGUGUCUUCCACAUAGAGACUUUCUUCAGAUUGUGGAGGUGGCAGACAGACCUGGCUCAUCUGCAAACCUUGAGUAUGACCCAGAAUGGCUAGCCAUCUUGAAAGCGACAGACAGCCUUCAGAAACCAUCCUGCAAUUUCUGGAACCCUCCACAAGACAAUGGACUACACACCCGGUGGGAUUUCAGUGCAUCAGAGGAAGCUAUGAUGGAGGUCGUGGGUGAUUUGAACGGUGACCUUUGCAUCCCUGAAAAUUUCAGCCUGACGGUGCCUGCCUAUGACCCCAACCACCCUCAACCCAACACCGACCCAGCCUAUUCCACCAAUCCCCAAACUACAGAGCUGUGUGCCACCCUCAGCCUGACAGACAUCUACAUCCUGGCUGGGCAGAGUGAGCAGGUUUAUGCAGAGGAAGGUGCCACAGGUGCGACUGAAGAAGAGGAGGAUGAGGACAGCACAGGGAGCGUAGACGAACCCAGCGAGUACCCCACCGACACCUCCGGCCUCUCCAGCUCCUACAACCCUGAUGAAAUCACCAUCGAGGACGAAUGGGUGGAGGAAGAGGAUGAGGGAGUAGGAUGUGCCGAGGAGAAAGGGACAGACGCAGUGGUUCCAGAAGGGCAGGUGGGGAGCCAGGACAGUGAUAGAGACAGCAGUCCCCAACGAGAGACGACUAAUAGACUGAUCUUACCACCCCCGUGUGCUGCACCAGAAUCGGAGGCUCCACUACGCUCUUUGCAACCUCUAUGUCUCCCACCUCCUUCAGCAUCCCUCUCUCAGGGCAGCUCAGAAGAAGAGGGAGGCUUCACACCAGCCAGGGUUCCCAAACGUACCAGCGGGGAGACGACACAGGGGGCAGCAAGUCACACAGGCGGCACACCUCAAAUCAAACGGAGAAACCAGAGUAUCUACACAGCGGUAGAGGAUGAAGAGAGCGAGGGCUAGAUAAAUGCAAUUAUAUUUUUUGAUCAGCAAAUUACUACAAAGUAUGAUCUGCCAGAUAGUGUGCUGACUCUUUUCGAGUCUGAAGAGUUAAAUGGGUUACUAGACUGAUUUAAAGGGAUGGUUCACUAAAAAAUGAAAAUUCUGUCAUUAAUUACUCACCUGAAUGUCGUUCCAAACCUGUAAGACCUUUUGUUCAUCUUCGGAAAACAAAUUAAGAUAUUUUUGAUGAAAUCCGAGUGCUUUAUGACCCUGCAUAGACAACUGACACAUUCAAGGCCCAGAAAGGUAGUAAGGACAUUGUUAAAAUGGUCCGUGUCACAUCAGUCGUUCAACCUUAAUUUUUUGAAACUACGUGAAUACUAUUUUUCUGCAAAUAAAACAAAAAUAAUGACUUUAGUCAACAAUUUCUUGUCUUCCGUGUCAGUUUGACGAACAUUCAUGAGAGUACCAUAAUGUGUGCGUGUUCAUUCCUCUGCUUGUAAACGAGGCGCACGCUUUGUGGUAUUCUCGUAGCUUCAUAAAAUUUACUUUUUUUUUAACAAUGUCCUUACUACCUUUCUGGGCCUUGAACGUGUCAGUUGUGUUGUCUAUGCAGGGUCAGAUUUCAUAAAAAAUAUCUUCAUGUGUGUUCAAAAGAUAAAAAAAAGUCUUACAGAUACGACACGAGACUGAGUAAUUAAUGACAGAAUUUUCAUUUUUGCGUGAACUAUCCCUUUAAUGUAAAUUGUGAUCUGCUUGGUAACUACUGUUUUUAAAGAACAUGUUUUUUUGUUUUGUUUUGUUUUGUUUUGUUUUGUUUUUUGCUUUGAGUAUGAGGAGUUAAAGAAAAACUAUUUUCAGAAAUGUCAAGGUUUAGAACAUUUUUUUUUUUGGUAUAUUCAAGUGUACAAAGUAACACCACAACUCAAAUUUUUAUCAUGUAUUUGUCAUUUCGUCGCCUUUGUGAUGGGUUUUAAUGAUUCAUUUAUUUCUGUUUUUUAGACAAAUAUAUCACAUUACUUAGUAAUUUACUGUCUUGGUUAUUUUAUUAGCUUUGUGGUGAUUGACUUGGCUUUGCCAUGCUGUUGUAAAUACAUCAAAGUCUAAAUAAUAAAUGAUCCUGAUGUCUUUUUUUUUGUA